Papaver somniferum (opium poppy) is the source of this 1931-nucleotide messenger RNA. RefSeq names its product probable galacturonosyltransferase-like 4. The record is from RefSeq and is a predicted model, not a curated record. Bases 237 to 1292 code for a protein of 351 amino acids. NCBI's taxonomy places the organism in Eukaryota, Viridiplantae, Streptophyta, Magnoliopsida, Ranunculales, Papaveraceae. Gene Ontology annotation, cellular component: Golgi apparatus. The transcript has a single exon. Gene Ontology annotation, molecular function: glycosyltransferase activity.
ACAAAAAAAAAUGGGAUGAUUGUUUCGAAAAAUAUAUGAAAAACAAGAAAAAGAAAAUUCCGAGGUUUCUUCUCUUCCUCACAAAAUUGACUUACAUUCUUCAUUCUUCCAUUUAAUCAAACUAAUUAUUUUUUGUUCCAACUUGUCUUUCCUAAACCCUCUCUUAACCAGUCUCUAAUGGCUGCUCUUCCUAUUUUCCCCUAACCCUUACCAAAUUUGAAAAAAACCAAGGCAGGAUGGCCUUUGGGAAGCAGCCAUCUCUUCUUCCAUUCUUUGGCAUCCUGUCAUUUCUACUUCUCUUCCAUCCUAUUGCCACCACCACAACCGGUAUACGACUCAAUGUCGUUCGUAAGCCAACACCAGAAGUACCCAUCUUCCGUGAAGCUCCAGCAUUUCGAAAUGGUGAAUCAUGUGGAUCGAUUGAGACUGAUCCUAUCCAUGUCUCAAUGACCUUAGACGCAAAUUAUCUUCGAGGUACAAUGGCAGCUAUAUUAUCAAUCUUACAACAUUCAACAUGUCCUGAAAAUAUUUCAUUUCAUUUCCUUUGUGCAAGGUUUGAACCUGAACUAUUCUCUAGUCUUAGAUCAACUUUCCCUUACCUUAACUUCAAGGUUUACCGUUUCGAUUCUAACCGCGUUCGUGGUAAAAUAUCCAAGUCGAUUCGACAAGCACUAGACCAACCGUUAAACUACGCAAGAAUAUACCUGUCAGAUAUAAUACCGGUUGAUGUUAAUCGAAUUAUCUAUCUCGAUUCGGAUAUCGUUAUGGUUGAUGAUAUUGCAAAGUUAUGGAAAGUUGAUUUAGAAGGUAAAGUUGUGGCUGCACCAGAAUACUGUCACGCGAAUUUUACAAAAUAUUUCACGGACACAUUCUGGUCCGACUCGGAUUUAGCCGAAACCUUCAAGGGUAGGAAACCUUGUUAUUUUAACACAGGGGUGAUGGUGGUUGAUGUUGAGAAAUGGAGAGAAGGAGGGUACACACAAAAGGUUGAAGAUUGGAUGGGUGUUCAAAAACAAAAAAGGAUUUAUCACUUGGGUUCAUUACCGCCAUUUUUGCUUGUUCUAGCUGGUAAUAUCAAAGCUGUUGACCAUAGAUGGAACCAACAUGGACUUGGUGGUGAUAACCUUGAAGGAAAAUGUAGGAGUCUUCAUCCUGGACCUAUAAGUUUGUUGCAUUGGAGUGGGAAAGGUAAGCCAUGGUUGAGAUUGGAUUCUAGAAAACCAUGUAAUGUUGAUCAUUUAUGGGCACCAUACGAUCUCUACCGUUCGUCUAGUCUUUCGCUAGAAGAAUGAAUGAAAUUAAGAAACAUAGAGAUAGUUUGGGAAACAAGUUGGGGAUGGUAAAAAGAAGGAAGGAAAAGAAUGUUCAAAACAAAAAAAACAGGAAAAGAAAAUGUAAAACUAAGAUGUGAAGAGAUUUUUUUUUAAGUUAGGGAAGCAAUUUCAUUUCAGAGACUUGAAACUGUAAAAGAGAAGAACAGAAAUUUGAUAAGGUAUUUAUGUUAAACAGAGGAGGAACAAGCAAAGGUUUAAGGGUUUUGAACUCUAGUGCUUACAUGAUGGAGUCGUACAGAAAAUGGAGGCAUAAAAUUUGAACUACCAUGUACUGAGAGUUUUGCUCUGAUUUUGUAAGCCAUAGAAAAAUGACCCUAAAUUUAUUUUACUUUUUUUUUUUCCCAUUAUCUGUUGUGGCAAGGAGGGAGACUACAGCAAACGACACAUCGUAAAACUCAUGUUUAGUACGUAAUUAAACUUCAAAUUUAGUUUCAGGGUUUUCAUUUGAACUUCUGUAUCCGAAACCAUGUUUGUUGGUCUUUUUAUGUGUCAACCCUAAAUUUCCCCCUUGUAAUCUAUGAUUAUAUACUAAUCAUCCAAACCCUACUACUCUUAUAGCUAUUAUGUAUUUUUAUUUCAGCAGGUUUUGUUUGUUUC